AUGAAGUUCAGCAUCGAAUCCACCGCUUCAUAUAAUAGCAUCCAUCCAGCUUACCAUUACACUGAGCAAUUCGCUAACAAUGGAGAAACUUAUCGAGAUGGCACUAAAUGGUAUGGCGUGUUCCUAGCAUUCUUAUCAGGAACUUUCUUCACCGUCAGUUCUGCUCUGGUUAAAGCAAUUCGCAAUGUGGAUCCCAUGAUUCUAUUGGCCAUUCGUGCUGUCGUACAAAUCUUAGUAAUGGCCAUCAUAGCAUGUAAAUCAUCCAACGAUCUCACGGGGUCUUCUGGUCGGAAACUGCUUAUACAUGUUCAGGGUAUAGUAGGUGGCAUGACUUUGUCGUUGCUGUAUUAUAGCUUCAGAGAAUUACCUCUGGGCGAUGCUACCACGAUCAUAUUUAGUUCUCCAGUGAUCGUAAUUGCGCUUUCUUUCCUUUUUUUAAAAGAACCUUGCGGCGUGCUACGCAUAGUAGUAGUCUGCACACUCUUUGGUGGGGUUAUUUUAGUCGCCAGACCACCAUUUUUAUUUCAGAUGCAUAGAACCGAGCACUAUAACUUCAUGGGAUACAUUUGCGCUCUCCUGGCAACCCUCUUUAUGGCCCUCAACAUCGUCAUUAUGAGAAAAUGUUCAGAAAUACACUAUUCCAUCAUAGUUCUGAAUUUAUCAAGUUGGUCAUUUGUCUCUGCAGUGUUCUUUUACUUCGUGGUAUCUGAUGGUUAUGAGCACAAGUUCAAAUUGCCGUUUGAUUGGUUCGUUUGGGGCCAAAUCCUUUUGGUGGCGUUCACCGGCCUCAUGGGACAGGUGCUGGUGACGAAAGCGUUGAAGAUCGAAAGCGCGGGUAAAGUGUCUGUUACUAGAUCCCUGGAUAUUAUCUUGGCGUAUGUAAUUCAGGUAUACCUCUUUGGCGAGAAGCCCACGUCGACUAGUGUAACUGGCGCGAUCCUUAUUAUUUUCUCUGUCAUUUGUAUGGGUUUCGAGAAAGAGAUAUAUUCUAUUUGUGAUUUUAUUCCCUAA
Messenger RNA from Dinoponera quadriceps, 1011 nucleotides. Its product is annotated as solute carrier family 35 member G1-like. Bases 1 to 1011 code for a protein of 336 amino acids. Gene Ontology annotation, cellular component: membrane. The record is from RefSeq and is a predicted model, not a curated record. The transcript is spliced from 3 exons. NCBI's taxonomy places the organism in Eukaryota, Metazoa, Arthropoda, Insecta, Hymenoptera, Formicidae.